Molecule: messenger RNA, 2622 nt
Organism: Anastrepha obliqua
Lineage: Eukaryota; Metazoa; Arthropoda; Insecta; Diptera; Tephritidae
Product: sphingomyelin phosphodiesterase 4
Exons: 11
Coding region: 190-2487 (765 amino acids)
Biological process (GO): ceramide biosynthetic process; sphingomyelin catabolic process; glycerophospholipid catabolic process
Molecular function (GO): sphingomyelin phosphodiesterase D activity
Source: RefSeq, a predicted model, not a curated record
UUUUAUUUUUGGAAUAUAGCGUACAACACUUACUUCAUCGUCACAUCUGGUAGCAUAGGUAGAAGUGCAGCCGGUUGUCGGCAGAAGCGCUAGCAGCGAUAAAACUUACCGCCGUUUUGGUAGUAAACAAACCGAGUGGAAAGAAAUUAUAUUGCCCUUGUACAAGUUGCAACAGGCAAACACACAAAAAUGGCGUUUUACAACGAAAAUCUCGGUAAUCGCAUUAUGGAGCUGUUUAGCUAUCCCAUACCGGAUCGUUGCGUGGAGUUAACACAGUUGUUUGAGCGUUGCAGUCUCCGUGAAUUGCAGGAUAUCUUUCCGGGUAUUGUACAGUCGGUGUUUGGCAUCGGCAGUGGCGGUCUUGGUUGGGGUCUACGUGCAACCACAAAAGAGAAUUCACCAAUGUGCUUUGACAUACUGCAUGAUUUUUUUUCGCCGAUGGGAUCAAUGUUGCGACUGUGCUACCGACUACUCAACGAAGCUAUUAAGUUUGAGUUCAGUUUAGAUCUGUUGCCGCACAAAGUCAGCGAGAUGAUACAGUCUGGGCAAUAUUCACUAUUCUACGCGGACCUAGUGAACAUCGAUCCUUUUCGACGACAAGUUACAUCUCUCUUGCUAAACGCCUUUGACUAUUAUAUGCUGCACUUUGUUAUACAUGCAACAUUUCCGCUCCACAAAAUGUAUCCAGCUGCAUUGCAAGUCCACAAUGAGCGCAUGAAAACUGUUUAUUUCUUUUUAACAGCCGAAUAUCUUUGCACUUUUCUGCCGGGUAAUCCAGAUGCGAUCGUUUAUCCGACAAAUAUUUGUACAUCGGUAAAGGCACCACAGCCGUUGCAGCCAGUACAGCCGCUGCAGCCGCAACGUUCGCCAAAGUAUUUGAAAAUACCAACAAACACCAGUUUGUUCCAGACCGACACACCUUCUACGUCGGCGGCAGCUGCAGCGGCGGUACAGGCCGCACGAAGCUGUGAGUCGCCGCGAACGCAUUCCUGGCGCACCGAAUCAGUGCUGCACUUCUUCGUCGAUACAUGGCUGCGUUACGACAUCGAUGAGGCGCGGGAUCUGCCGAGCAGUGAAUUUAUACGCGUAGUACGCAUACUCGUGAAGCAAGUACACACAUUUUCUAAUUCAAUGCAUAUGGAUCACACUCCUAUGGCUAUACUACGCAAGUUGGCGCAUCCUAUGAUCAAAACUCGUAUAUAUCCAUUUUUGAAAAGCAUUAUAGGGCGCUGGCCACUGGAUAGCUCACUUUCGGUGGUGCUGGAGCUAUGGCUGAGCUAUAUACAACCUUGGCGCUAUUUGUUUGAUGGGCAAAAUACCAAUUGCUAUGGUAGUGGGAAUGUUAACCCUGCGACUAGCGGUGUUUGUGGCAUGACGACCGGCAAUGAAGUGGCAGUAAGUCAACGUUUCAGCACAUUCAUAGCGGAGAAUUUGGUAAUAUAUACGCAGGUGUUUGUAUACAUAUUACCCCGUUUUGAACGGCUGGAUUUCACUUCAUUCAGAAAUGUCAUCAUGCUGCACAGAUUGGUAAAGGUUUUCGGCCAGCCUAAUCUUCCAACAAUGCUAUGCCAAGCGGAGCAAGCCUACGUUUGUCAACUCGGCAUUGACUCACCGCGGAAACAUUCAGUUUACUCCAGGCAUGGUAAAAGUGAAUGGGAUGGAAUCUUCCACGAAGAAAGUUACACACCACUAUUUGGACCAAGAGUAAAAUGUGAAAUUGAACAAGUUAUAAAAACAGUUUGCAUUUCACGUUUAUAUGUUCUACAAGAAAUCGAUAAUAUACGGCAUGACAUUGUGGAACAACGUAAGUCGCAUAGCUUUUUGCGUAAAAUGUUUGCUAGCCUUUUUGAGGACAUCUCACCGGCGGAGUUGAAAUUACAAGAGAUUGGAAAAAUACCAGAUAUACUAGAUUUAGCUGUGCGUUCAUUAUCGAUUAUGUUUGAUGUUCGACUGCCGGAAAUCACAAUGGAGCAAGUGCACGAUCGCAGCAGUCCACCAUUAAACUUUUCCGCGUAUGACAGCAGCGAUUAUUUGGAUUUUACAAAAGUUACACCAACGCAGAUGCAAAGUAAUUUAGCGAAUUUAUCAGCGACAAUCGAUCCCGCCACAUUACCUAUCCAAGAUUAUGAGGUUAAAUUUUUAGUACGAUUUUUGCAUAAGGUUUCCUUUCGCAUCAAUGAGAUGUUUGGUGACGAAAUUGAAGCGUUAUGGUGCCGUUCAGAUUUUGUGGGUAAAUUUGCGCGCCAAUUACUGUACCCGCCCAUGACUCAACAGUGGUUUGACAAAUCAAGAGGUGUCAGUGAAUUGUGUGAGGAACGUCUACCCGCCCGAAUCUGUCUACGUCCGUUGGCUUCAUACAAAGUGCUUGGGCUCAUGACAUUUUUCAUGCUUGCUGGUUAUUCCCUGUGGCACUCACCCAUCUUCGGACUGUUAAUUUUUAUACUAAUAUUUUCUAUAUAUAUAACUAUACUAGCUUUAUGUGCGUAAUUUAUAUAUUUAUAUAGAUACAUAAUUAUUAUUGUCUUUAUUCUCCUUUAUAUUUGAAAUUUCUUAACAUUUUUGUGUGUAUUUAAAAUCUAAACUGAGUGCAAAGAAUAGUAUAUAUAUAUACAUAUAUAUGUA